Molecule: messenger RNA, 885 nt
Organism: Teleopsis dalmanni
Lineage: Eukaryota; Metazoa; Arthropoda; Insecta; Diptera; Diopsidae
Exons: 2
Coding region: 36-584 (182 amino acids)
Source: RefSeq, a predicted model, not a curated record
AUCCACUCAUCUAUGGCGCAUUCCAUCUAUGUCCCAUGAAGCGGAAAGAAAGCAAAGGCAGUGGCAACAAUAAUGCAACGCACAGCUUAAAUCGAGGCGACUCACAGCGUACACCUUCCAUGUUGACCGCAGUCACACAGAUUGACAGCAACGGUCGCCAAAUUCGCACCUUCCGCCAACCGAGCUAUUAUCGCACAAAUAGCAAUGGCAGCAGCAGCUAUAAAGAGCACGUCAGCCUGUUGCAAGUAUCGCCCACGCCAUCAAUAAUGCGUAAGUCAACAUUGGUGCGCAGCCCACAUCCGAACCAAGCAACACAUUUAUUGGCACACCACACGCAUUCAACGAACUUCAUUGACAACAGCAAUGGUGGCAUAAGUCCGCCACAUUCGACAAUAUUGCUUAGUUAUGACAACCACCGAGGCGGUGUGGCCACCACAAUGAAAGCCCAUAGCAAUCAUUCGCUCAGCAAUCCCACAACGAACGUCGGCACGAAUUUAUUGUCCAAAAAUCCAUUGACAGGGAAUGCGAUGAAUGCGUCCUAUGGCUUGCACGGCUUGAUCGACGAAAGCGUAUCCAGCGUGUAAUCAACAGAUUGCGUGUUCCUCCUAACAAAGUGUAAAUAUCUAUAUAUAUACUAUAUAUAAUGUAUGUAUUCAUGUACAUGGGUGUCAGUAUAUAAUAAGAUUACCUACUCAAAGUAGCAACGAAUGGUUUGUGCACACUAACCGAAUGCCUAAUGGCAACUUGGUGAUAAAUUGGCUGAAACGCUUUUGUGGUUGUUUUUAAAAUUAUUUCAUCGCAUGAAUGCAUGAGGCAUAAAAUAAUUUACUUUUAUAUCUCGUUUUCUAUUUUAAAUUUCAUUAAAAAUGGUAAAAGGAUAAUAAG